Molecule: messenger RNA, 1783 nt
Organism: Podarcis lilfordi (Lilford's wall lizard)
Lineage: Eukaryota; Metazoa; Chordata; Lepidosauria; Squamata; Lacertidae
Source: the annotation of a GenBank genome assembly
AUGUCACCCACGCGACUGGCCAAUGGGGCUGGCACAUCUGUGACAUCACAGACCAGGGCCCGCUUGGCCCCAGGGACUCCGCCACCAUUUGUAUUCACCAUGCACAGCCUGCUGUGGGUGUUGUGGCUCUGCCAGGGAAGCUCUGCUGUACGCCGUGCUGCGGUGGAAGAGCAGAAGGAAGCCGUCUCCCCACAACCGGCUUGGGACAGCUUGGCAUUCGGCUCCAUCGUGGUUCUGGUGCUGGCCCUGGGGGUGAAAUGGCUGCACACGAAGCCCAAGGCAGAAGCAGCAGGGGUAAGAAAGGAAAGGGGGGUGGAGGGGGGUUCCAGGAGACAAACAGAAGGAGAUUAGAAGAGCCAAAGGGGGCCCAUCCUGCCCUCACAGUGACCAGCUUUCCAAAGAGAAACCCACAAGCAGGACCUGAGCACAAAGGCAACUCUCCAGUCAUCGUUCCCCAUCAGCUGGUAUUCAGAGGUAGACUGUCCCUGAGCGUGGAGGUUCUGUUAUCACAAAUACAGUGGUCCCUCGGGUUACAUACGCUUCAGGUUACAGACUUCACUAACCCAGAAAUAGUACCUCAGGUUAAGAACUUUGCUUCAGGAUGAGAACAGAAAUUGUGCUCUGGUGGUGCGGCGGCAGCAGGAGGCCCCAUUAGCUAAAGUGGUGCUUCAGGUUAAGAACAGUUUCAGGUUCGGACCUCCAGAACGAAUUAAGUACUUAACCCGAGGUACCACUAGACUUCUGCAAGGAGAGGCCUGUAGCUGGGUCAGAUCAUAGGGGGCCUGUCUAAUCCAGUGUCCUGGGAUGCCGCCAGCAAGCAGGACCUGGGUGCAACAGCAAUGCUCUCUUCCCCACUCGGGAUUCUGAGCAACUGUUAUUCAGAGGCAUACUGGAAGAGAUUGGCCACUUGGGAAGGUAGCUCAUCUAGGAGAAGGAAAACUCAAGUCCUAAAUCUCUGCUGGGAGAAGAACAGGCUAAGGCCUCGGCCCAGUAUACCUGAAGGAGCGUCUCCACUCCCAUCGUUCAGCCUGGACGCUGAGGUCCAGCUCCGAGGGCCUUCACUGCGAGAAGCGAAGUUACAGGGAAACAGGCAGAGGGCCUUCUCAGUAGUGGCACCCGCCCUGUGGAACGCCCUCCCAUCAGAUGUCAAAGAAAUAAACAACUUUCUGACAUUUCAAAGACAUCUGAAGGCAGCCCUGUUUAGGGAAGUUUUUAAUGACGGAUGUUGUAAUGUAUUUUUAAUCUUUUGUUGGAAGCUGCCCAGAGUGGCUGAGGAUACCCAACCAGAUGGGUGGGGUAUAAAUAACAAAUUUAUUAUUAUUAUUAUUAGCAAACCCUACACAAAUCUGGAGUGGAGUCCCUAAGACAGUUGGAUGGUGCCUUGGACUCCUCCUUCGAUAAAAAGCAUUGCUCUGGUUUCCUUUCGACCCAAUCAGCAAUUUGGCAACCAUUGCUCUGGCUGCUAGGGGCACCCUUGGCCUGUUUUAUCUCAAGCAUCUUCCUGUAAUGUUCACAGCCCCUCCUGCUGCCUGACCAACAUCCUCCUCCUCCUCCUCCGCAGGAAGAAGCCCAGCUGGCCCACGAACAAGAUCUGGAGCGGCACCUCUUGCACGCCUUCUUCCAGAUGGAGCUGGAGCUUGUGAAGCUGGUGACGCUUGUGCGGAACCACAAGGCCGCCCUCACCCUGCGCCACCGUGGCUGCCGGGCACCCGAGUGCCAGCUGGCCAGGGAAAGCGCCAAGGCCUUCAACUUGGUGGUGUUUGACAUCGAAGAGGAGGACUGA